Messenger RNA from Leopardus geoffroyi (Geoffroy's cat), 2290 nucleotides. Its product is annotated as olfactory receptor 2K2. The record is from RefSeq and is a predicted model, not a curated record. NCBI's taxonomy places the organism in Eukaryota, Metazoa, Chordata, Mammalia, Carnivora, Felidae. Gene Ontology annotation, molecular function: G protein-coupled receptor activity; olfactory receptor activity. Gene Ontology annotation, biological process: G protein-coupled receptor signaling pathway. Gene Ontology annotation, cellular component: membrane. The coding region runs from base 176 to 1153 and encodes 325 amino acids. The transcript has 2 exons.
CGUUGAGGAAUUUGCCUAUGAAAGAAGGAGCAAAGCCUAUGGCAGUGCAAGGGAAACAGGACAAGGGAGGGAAGUUUUCAGAACAAGGAUAUCUGAAAAUAGAAAGGAAAAAACUAGUGGGAAAAGGAACACAAUUAAAGGUGAAAAAGAGCAAUCCGUGCAGAAGGAAGAUGAAAUGAAGAUUAAUAUUAGAAUAACUACAGGUGCAAAAAAGGAGAUGCAAGGAGAAAACCUCACCAUUUGGAGCUUUUUUUUCCUGGAGGGUUUUUCUAGAUACCCAAAGUUAGAGAUUGUUCUCUUCGUCUUCAGUCUUGUGAUGUAUCUGAUAACACUCUUGGGCAACAGCACUCUUAUUUUAGUCACUGUCCUAGAGUCACGCCUUCAAACCCCCAUGUACUUAUUCCUCGGAAAUCUCUCUUUCAUGGAUAUUUGUUACACGUCUGCUUCUAUUCCCACGUUGCUGGUGAACUUGCUGUCAUCCCAGAAAACCAUUGUCUUUUCUGGGUGUGCUGUACAGAUGUAUCUGUCCCUUGCCAUGGGCUCCACAGAGUGUGUGCUUCUGGCUGUGAUGGCGUAUGACCGCUACGUGGCCAUUUGCAACUCACUGAGAUACCCCGUCAUCAUGAACAGGCAGGUCUGUGUGCAGAUGGCCGCUGUCUCCUGGGUGACGGGUUGUCUGACUGCCCUGCUGGAAACCACUUGCGCCCUGCAGAUACCCCUCUGUGGGAAUCUCAUAGACCACUUCACGUGUGAAAUUCUGGCUGUGCUGAAGUUAGCUUGUGCACAUUCCUUGCUCAUGGACGUGAUCAUGCUGGUGGUCAGCGUGCUCCUCCUGCCCAUCCCGAUGCUCUUAAUUUGUAUCUCUUAUGUCUUCAUCCUUUCCACUAUCCUGAGAAUCAGCUCAGCAGAAGGAAGAAACAAAGCUUUUUCUACCUGUGGUGCCCACUUGACGGUGGUGAUCUUGUACUAUGGGGCUGCCCUCUCCAUGUACCUAAAGCCUUCUUCCUCAAGCUCCCAAGAAGUAGAUAAAAUCAUUUCACUGCUUUAUGGAGUGCUCACCCCUAUGUUGAACCCCAUAAUUUACAGUUUAAGAAACAAAGAAGUCAAAGAUGCCAUGAAAAAACUAUUGUAUCGAACACAUGAAAAUCUCUGACUGGAUGCCUGCAGUUUUAUCAGGGGGGUGUGCUCCUGGCAGAGUUCCCCAUAGAAAUUCUAGACUGUACACUCACCCACAGAACACUGAUUUGACCUUGAGCCCUAUAAUUUUACAGCUGUGAGGUAUGUGUACACAGAAGUGACUGCCCGUGGACAAUAGCAGGUUCCCGUUUGCAUUUGGCAACAUUUGCUGUCUCUUGUGUUUCACAGUUGGAGAAGUUUUAGGCUGCAGAGUCCUGACACAUUGGCUCCUGAAAGAAAUUUGGAUAAAUUUACUCAGAGAAUGUUGGUGCCAGAAAAAUUUUGGAUAUGUUCUCUGCCUUAAAUCCUUUCUAGAAGGAGGUGGGACCAUAGGGAAACAAACGAAUAAUAGAGAUUGGCCUUGAUUAUGCAAACGAGAAAAUUAAAGAAAAAUUAAAAGGCUCGCUCACCAUCACACAGUUGCAGAACUGGAACUACAACCCCAUUAUCCCUUCAUCUUUGGAAAAAUGUUGGACCACAGCGUGGUGGCUCCCUAACUACCGUUCCUCGUUCAGAACUCCUGAUCAGAGCUUCUGACUUUCUGAGUAAGGCAUCCAGUACUCAUCUGCCAACCUUGAUUUGCUCACCUGCCAACCUUGCCUUUCUAACCACAUUGAUAUUUGUGUAAAUUUUAUCUGUUUCUUUGCCAGUAUACCACCCAUAUGCUAAGUCUUUUUGUGUGUUUGUCUUCUUUCUUCUUUUUGGGUGAUUGACUUCGGAAGGGCAGGGAAAUCUAUUCUAUUGUACCUUUCAUGUUUACAGCAGUCAUUCGGUAAACUAAUAAAUUUACCAGCUUUAAAGUAAUCUGUUUGAGAAGUAAGUCCCCCUUGAGAAAAUUAGGAAGAAACAAUAUAGGGCAAUGAGGUAUAUUGCUUUAUAAAUAGCCAAAGAUGACAGAGACAACAUUUAUAUCCACGUUUGAGCUUUUAUUUGUCUAAAAGUAUUGCUUGUUGAAAAUGUGGACUCUAGGCCUUUACUCCCAGAAUCUGAUUCAGUAGCUCUGAUGUGGGGUCCUGGUAUUCUGCAUUUAUGAUAGAUCCCUGAGAAAUUUUGAUACAGAUUUUGAGAUGACCAGACUUUGGGAGACAUUAUUUCCAGCAAAAACUGAUCAUUC